GCACUCUUCAACACAAAUAAAUCCGUGUACGUGGCAGCGAAACCUGUGAUAAACUGGCCAAUAAUGCCAGCGUCAUGCUGCGCUUCCGGCUGCUCCAACAGCGUGACCCGGGGCAAGCGCCUGUUCCGCAUCCCCUUGAGCGAGAAAGACUCCGCUCGGCGCGAGGUGUGGCUGGCGAUUAUCAAGCGGCAGGGAUUUGUGCCGACGACGGGAUCACGUCUCUGCGAGGACCAUUUCGAACCGGACCAGUUUGAGCAGUGCAGGGCAGACGGGCGUAAGCUGCUCAAACACAAUGCCGUGCCAACCAUCCCCGGAUCUGCGAUACCCACAGGUCAGAAGAGAGGACGGCGUCGGAACAGGCGGGCACCAACUGCAACCAAGAGGAGGCGCUCACCGUCGGACUCUGUGGAUGAUGGAGAUAGUGAGGGUGAGGAGGAAGUGGACUGCUCCUCGGGACCCGAGGCAGCAGAGGCUGCUCACGUGGCGGAGUCAGCAGAGACAUGUGGCGUCUCUGACUGGGCUGAUGCGCUGACAUGCAAGGCCCUGCAGAUCCGCUUGGCAGCUGGCCAGCGAGGUUAUGCGGUUGUGCGCGAGAUGUGCCUUGGAUUUCCUUCCGAGCUGCAGCUGCGGCAGUGUGUGGAGGCACUGCCUUUUGAACCUGGGUUGCUGGAUGGUCUGUUACCUGCACUAGAGCACAAGGUGUCCACCAUGGGGCCAGAGGACAGGCACGUCGCCCUCUGGCUGGAACGGGUGGCAGUGCUGCCGGGUUCAGGACCGACCCUUGGCGGGACGGACGACGAGUCGUCAGGAGACGCACUUGUUUUCAGCAUAGCGGGGCUGGCCUCCUACUGGAAACAGACACUGGGAUACCACCUGCUUACUGAGUUGGCCUCUUCCACCUCAACAGGUGGUUCGGCACUUUGUGGCAUGCUGAAGAAUGCCAUCUUCCAAGUGGUCAGAAAGUGUGAAGCCCUAGGCCUAGCCAUCGAUGCCCUUGUGACGGACCUGAGUGCCCUCAGCCUCUCUUUGUGGGAGCUGUGCAGAGUUUCCACCCGUCCCGUCAGACGACCGGUCUUCUCAACCCGUCACCCGUGCACCACUGCCGAGCAGUCCGACCAUCGGUGGCUGAUGAUCCUCGCCGACUUACCGUAUGUGACAAAGAGCAUCGUAGAUGCUCUCAUUGAAAAUGAGACAUUGCUUCUUCCCAGAGAUGUGGUUGAGAAGCAUGGCCUUCCCACAGAUAAAGUGUGUUUCGACCAUAUUAAGUCGCUCUUUGUAAAAAACAAUGCGGAUAAUUUGGGAUUUGUACGUGUCAUCGAACUAGAUUGCCUUAGGCCUGAAUGCACGCGAAAGGACACGAGCGUAUCUAACGCAGUCUUGAGCCAGGGCACUGUGACAGGGCUACGUUGCCUGUGUGCAGUCAAGGUUCUUCCAAUGGAAGCAGAGACGACAGCCUGGUUUGUUGAGCAGAUAAAUCGCUGGUGCUCUUUGAUGAUGUCGGUUGCACCGGGCGCUACAAGCGAACAAUGCAAGGAGGUAAUGGCAUUCCUCCAUGAAUUCAAGGACACAUUCUCGCGUGUAUCUCUUUUUUCGCAGGAAAAGGAGGAGGGAGAGCUAAGGACAGCUAAAAUUGGAUUGUGUGUUUCGACAGCUGCGGCAUUGAAGGUGCACGAGAUUUUGGUGGUUGAAAGACAAUUUAGGCGUGUGCACAUUGAUAGAGGGCCAUCUGCCUCGCUCCAGAAAGUACUUGGGACUGCUUGUCUAAGUAGCUGUGUGCCCAGCCACACGGACUUUCGAUCGUUGCUGCACACAAUGUGUCUCGCACAGCUCUUCCUGCCCAUUCAAAAGGGUGGAUCUGUGCUUGAUGAGAGUGGUGACACUGCAGAAUUUAUGUAGGUGCUAAGCUGAGUGAGAACAGUGAUGAAAGCUGUACCUUUAUGUAAAUAGAAAAAUGCACUGAAAAUGCUGAAAGUUGA
Dermacentor andersoni is the source of this 1976-nucleotide messenger RNA. RefSeq lists its product as uncharacterized. Gene Ontology annotation, molecular function: sequence-specific DNA binding. The record is from RefSeq and is a predicted model, not a curated record. NCBI's taxonomy places the organism in Eukaryota, Metazoa, Arthropoda, Arachnida, Ixodida, Ixodidae.